AUGGCAGAGGCAGUGGUUUCGAUCGCUCUACAGACCAUCCGUGAUUUGCUAUUGGAGGAGGGAAGGUUUUUAGCUGGUGUGGCCGAUCAAGUCAGGGAGCUCGAGUGGCAGCUCAAAGAGAUGAAGUGUUUCCUCCAAGAUGCUGACAAAAGACGACAUGAAAGCAGAACCAUCUCCAACUGGAUCUCCGAGAUCAGAGAUCUCGUCCACAUAUCCGAAUCCGCCAUUGAAAGACACGCAUCUUAUCAGUACUUUUCUUCAAGGCGAAGAGGCUUCAUACAUUUCAUCCGCAAAUAUUCCUGCAUUUUGGAAGAUUGCAACCCGCUCCACCAAUUAGGUUCCGAGAUUUCAAAAAUUAUAUCAAAUCUUGAGAGGAUAAGGAAAGUUAUGCAAGAAAAUGGCAUAACAAAGAGCAUAAUCACCAAUCGAAACGAAGAGGGGGAAAGCUCGGGUGGAAACAACAUGUCAAGGAAGACUUUCCCCAAUUUGGAGAAGGGAGAUUGCUUCGUAGGCAUGGAGAAUGAGCUGGAGCAGCUUGUUCAUCACCUAGAGGAAGACACAAAGGAUCAAAUUAUUUCAGUGUGGGGAAUGGGAGGCUCAGGCAAGACUGCCAUUGUCAAGAAGGUGUACAAUGAGACGACCACCUUUGAUCUCUUGGCAUGGGUUUGCAUUACUCAACAAUGUGAAAGUCGAACAGUUUGGGAGGAUGUUCUCAGGCAACUAGAGAAUCAGAACAAGAAGAAGAAAAAAAAGAAGAGUGUUUCAAGUGUGAACGAUGAGCCACGAAUAAGGGGGGAGGUUUCAAGUCUGAGCAACUCAGAGUUGAUUGAGAGACUAUGUGAGAUACAAAGAGAUAAGAGAUGUCUCAUUGUUUUGGAUGAUCUUUGGGAACUUUCUCAUUGGAAUGAGUUGAAGCAUCCAUUCAUUGUCCAAGAUUUGCAGAGCAAAAUCUUGGUCACCACACGGAAACAAGAGGUUGCAGAUAUUGGAUUGGCAGUGGAACAUGGUCUUUUACACGUGGAUGCUGCUUUGGAACUACUCAAAUACAAAGCAUUUCAGUAUGGCAACAUUCCAGAUUUUGCAUUUGAUAAAAGAUUCGAUAAAAUAGGAAAAGAAAUGGUGCAAAAAUGUGGGUAUUUGCCGUUGGCAAUUUCUUUACUCGGCGGGGUCUUAAGAAAGAAAAAGUCGAUCGUGGAGUGGGAAUUAGUAAAUAAGGAUAUCAAAGAAGCCAUAUACAGGGAUGGAACGCAGAUUCAUGGAGUGUUAAAUUUAAGCUAUGAAAGUCUACCCUAUUACUUGAAGCCUUGUUUUCUGUGUAUGGGUAUAUUCAAGGAGGACGAAACCAUAGUUGUUAGGCAUCUAUAUAAGAUGUGGAUAGCACAAGGCAUGAUUUCAUAUGAGAAUAUUGGAGACAAGGAGGACACUUUAAUGGAUAUCGCUGAGUUGUACUUAAGUGAGUUGGCAUCCAGGUCCAUCGUUCAAGUUGAAAUUCUGUAUUCUUAUGAUGUAGCAAAUAGAACGAAAAAAUAUAGUACGUGCAAACUUCAUGACGUAGUACGAGAACUUUGUUUGAAAUUGGGGAAAAGAGAGGAUUUUGGUGUGCAAAGUUUGGAGUAUCAAGGUGGGAAACUUAGUGCCUUACUUUGGCAAGCAUCCUCAGACAUGAAAAUACAACAUUUGGCUAUCCAUUUAAGAAGUGAAGUCGAACAUGAGAUUACAGUUGCUUGUGGAGAAGAUAAUAGCAAACAUGUCAGAUCUUUUCGCAUAUCCAAUCUCGUAAAAGCGAAUGCUGUUGAGUUUCCUCCACAAAUUAUGGUUGAUUUUCAUAAAUUUAAAUUGUUGAGAGAUCUAGCUAUCGUGAGAUUCAAAUUUGCAGGAGGAAAGUUACCGAGAGGAAUCACUACUCUGGUUCACCUUAGAUGUUUGCGUUUAGAAGCAUGUGAACUUGAUAAGCUACCGUCAUCCAUGAGAAAUUUGAUAUAUAUGGAUACACUUGAUUUAAAACAUUCCAUGAAUGUUGAAGUUCCAAAUGUUUUUAAGGAGAUGUUACGACUAAAACACUUAACUUUUCCUGUCUAUGGAAAUGAAAAAGUUGGAAAUUAUCGAGUAAGAUUGGAUGAUGGAGUAGAUGAGUUGGAGACUCUACUAUACUUUGAUAGUAGAUGUCAUGAAUUUAAAUGUAUGGACAGAAUGAAGAAUCUCCGACGUUUUUCAGCUAGAAUACAUGAUAAUGAAAGCUUGUCAGGUAUCAUGAAUGCUAUUGCGAACUGGAACAAGAUAGUGUUUUGUACUGUUCAUAUCGAAGACAGUUGCGACUUAGCGAAUGAGCCAUUGCUGGAGAAUGCUUUGACAUGUCCUAAUCUUCAUGACUUGUGGAUAAGUUCUAAGUUAGGGAAGGCGCUAGCAGAGUGCAAGGGUGACUUGAUAAGCUCCAAACUUAGGUUUUUGGAUCUGUUUGGUUGUGAGAUUGAGGAUGAUCCAAUGGGGAUACUGGGAAAGCUUCCUUGCUUGAUAAGAUUGCGAUUAUAUAAGGACUCAUUUGUUGGGGAGGAGAUGAGGUGUCCAAAAAAGAGUUUUCUUCACCUCAAGAAGCUAGUAUUAAGAGGUUUACCAAAGUUGAGGGAGUGGAGAGUGGAGUCGGGAGCCAUGCCCCUUCUCUCUGACAUAACGAUCGGAGAAUGUUCUUGCCUGCAGAUGGUUCCAGAUGGAUUGACUGCCAUUUCUACCCUUCAAACUCUAGUAGUGAAACGAAUGCCACAAUUGAGAAAAAGAGUAUCACCGUCAGGACAAGAUUUCCACAAACUCUGCCACGUCUCUUCAAUAAUCAUCAAGGACUAG
Molecule: messenger RNA, 2838 nt
Organism: Salvia hispanica
Lineage: Eukaryota; Viridiplantae; Streptophyta; Magnoliopsida; Lamiales; Lamiaceae
Source: RefSeq, a predicted model, not a curated record